AUGGCGACUUCUAGGAAUGUCACUCCCUCAAACCAUAUGACAAGUGAUCCGACAAGAUCCGAGCGGUCUCUCUCCCAAAUAAAUUACGACAAUAGCGGCGGGCAAGACAUCGAGUCGAAAGCCCUUAAGAAGGUUGAUGGAUCUGUCUUGCCUCUCCUGUUCCUUGGGCUGCUUGUCUUUCAGCUUGACCGCAUGAAUCUCGCCAGCGCAUUAACCGACGGAUUUGCUACUGAUAUUGGCGUCAACCAAGAGACUAUAAACCUCGGUAACCAGCUCAUGUUCAUGGGCAUCGUGGUGCUGGAGAUUCCAUGUAAUAUGGCGCUUCAGCGUAUUGGUCCUCGCAAAUGGAUUUCUGCUCAGGUGUUCAUCUUUGGCUUAGUUGCUACACUUCAGGUGCUUAUUACAAAUCGAGGAGGAUUUAUAGCCACACGUCUCGUCCUUGGCUUUGCUGAAGCUGGGUAUAUCCCCGGAGCGGUAUAUACUCUCUCAACAUGGUAUACCAAGCGAGAACUGGCUAAGCGGGUUGCUGUGCUCUUCUUUGGCAUGUUCGGCGGUAAUGCUAUCAGUCCUCUUCUCUCAUCCGGCAUCCUUAAACUCGGCCGGGUCCAAGGCAUCCACGGAUGGCAAUGGCUCUUUAUGCUUGAGGGUCUUUUUACCGUGGUCGUCUCUUUUUUACUUCUUUUCUUCCUCCCUGGUAGUCCGGAUAUACCGAAGCCGCUUCUUGGACCAGGCAUUAUUCGCUUCUCACGCAACGACCAGCUCGCGCUUCAGGCACGGCUUGAGAACGAUGAUCAUCUUGGCAAACGGCCAGGUGUUCAGGGGGUUCCCAUUGACUGGAACCUUGUCUGGAGAACAGUCUCAAACUGGCGAAGGUGGCCACACUACGUGUCUACGUUUGCCGUGUUUUCAACAUGGUCGCCUCUGACGACUUAUACCCCGUCCAUCAUGGUCUCUCUAGGGUUUGACCGCACUGCAGCCAACGCGCUCGCCGCAGUGGGUGGCUUCAUCGCCCUAGCGGUCGUAUUCGGCUUCGCCUACCUUAGCGACCGCACCAACCGUCGCGGAGGCACAGUCAUCGCAGCGCAAUUGUGUUACCUGAUUACCUUGAUUGUGGCUCGACAAGUCCACCCACACGUCGGAAAAUGGUCACGCUGGGGACUCUGGACUGCUGUUAAUAGCUUUGCUAUUGGGUACCACCCGAUACACAACUCGUGGGUACAGCUAAAUUGCCAAGAAGCAGGGGAGCGGAGUAUUGCCAUUGCCAUGUGGGUGAUGUCUGCUAUUUCAGGCUUGAUGGCAGGGACUCAAUACUUCCGUGCAGAUGAUACACCUUUCUAUCAAACUGGACUUCGGACGAUGGUCAUCCUAGUAUCUCUAGGCAUAGUCUCCGCAGCUUUACAGGUUAUAGUCUAUAUUGUGCUUAAUAGGCGGGUAGCGCAAGGAAAGCAUGAUGCAAAGGAUAUUAACAGGCCUGUAAUAUACACUCCCUAG
Dichotomopilus funicola is the source of this 1491-nucleotide messenger RNA. Its product is annotated as major facilitator superfamily domain-containing protein. The record is from RefSeq and is a predicted model, not a curated record. Gene Ontology annotation, molecular function: transmembrane transporter activity. The transcript has 7 exons. Gene Ontology annotation, cellular component: membrane. Gene Ontology annotation, biological process: transmembrane transport. Bases 1 to 1491 code for a protein of 496 amino acids. NCBI's taxonomy places the organism in Eukaryota, Fungi, Ascomycota, Sordariomycetes, Sordariales, Chaetomiaceae.